Eruca vesicaria subsp. sativa (arugula) is the source of this 372-nucleotide messenger RNA. The record is from the annotation of a GenBank genome assembly. Lineage: Eukaryota; Viridiplantae; Streptophyta; Magnoliopsida; Brassicales; Brassicaceae.
AUGGCUUUGGCUGGUUGUAUCAGAUCCGAGAUCUCCUUCUUCAAGACCAUCGCCGUCUCAGAUUCCGUCUCCUCUGCAAGAUCUUUUCCGUGUGGACGCCUGCUUAUCCCUGCGGUGCAUGUGGCAUUAGUUGGUGAAAAUGGGAACUUUGCUUCACGGCUGUACAUUGCAGCUGUGAAAAUGAAUUCCUUGGAAAAGAUUGAGUCUGAUCUCUCUGAGCUGGUUGAGGCAAUAAAGACCAGCCCUACUUUCUCACAGUUUACAAAGGAUCCCUUAGUUCCUAGAGAGACAAGAUUGGCUGCUAUUGUGGAUGUUUGUGAGAAAGCAAAGUUUGUUGAACCCACCAAGAACUUCCUCUAUAUGUCAAAUUGA